Molecule: messenger RNA, 17904 nt
Organism: Porites lobata
Lineage: Eukaryota; Metazoa; Cnidaria; Anthozoa; Scleractinia; Poritidae
Source: the annotation of a GenBank genome assembly
CCCAAACAGCUGUCGCUCACCGCGUGCCGAGGAAUUUGCAUACAUAGACAGAAUUCCUAAAAGUUAAAGCGAAAGCUCGCUUUAAAUAGCCCUUCCACAAACACUUUUACACUAGGAGCAUGUCUUGGAGACUCACACGAAACAAAUUACUAUGUCCGCGACUUCAAGCUGAAUAAAUUUUCUACGCGGCUUACGCGACGAAACAAUAAGCCAAAUUGAAGGACAAUAGAACAGAUCUGAAGCACGUUUGUUGACGGCCCGUCAAAUCCGCUAAUUGUUUCAAGGGCAAGUCGGGGCGAGUUGACGUUGCGGGUCCCUUAUCACAACGAACCACGCGGGGCUGAGAGAAGACAUCGCAUUUCAACACGACCGUUUACGCUUGGACGUACGUGGACGUAUUACUUCGUCCAUGGGAAUUAAACGGAUCAGCGGAAACUUUUAAGGGCAAUUAUUGAGGUGAGAAAAUAACGUUGUUUUUAAAAGAUCUAACUGUGUUGUUCUUCGGAAGCAAGAGGAACGUUUGUCGGCAAAUGCUGGAGCCGUCUGUCCGUCAGGAAGACAUAACAUUUUUGAGCUGUCGUGUCGGAUGGGAAGAGACAAGCUCUUGUUGCCUGUAAAUUCAGCAGAAAACGUCUUCCGAUGUAGGUAAAUGAUAAGUAAUAACUAUUUGAUGAGUUCUUUAUUGAUUUUGGGAGGACAAAAUGACGUUAUUUGAGUGAGAGAGGCCCGAAAGUUUUGUUAAAGUUUCAGACCACACACCGCAUUGACAACGAAAGCCCAUUUCACUGCUUUUGUGGCUAACCUUUUUCAUUUCACUGUUUAUACAUUAACUGCUGAUAAAAAUGCAAGUAAUGAUUGGUACAAGUGUUUGCGACUUUUAACGCAAAAGUUACGUUAACGCAAUGUAAAACAAGAGAUAUUAUUGGGGCUUAUCAGUGUUGGUUACAAAUCACAACAUAAAAUUUACUAGUACAGUUUGAACACCACAAAUCCGAUUACACUGCAUUUUGGUUAGUUGUUUAGUUUGUUUGGAAAAUGCUGAUUUUCUUUUUAAACUAAAGUAUGUGGAUAACAAUCGAAACACCGAUAUUUAGUCGAAGGAGAUUCAAAGGUAUUCUUUAUCAAAACAUGGCUGCAGAAAGUAUCAAAGAGUGUUUCUGUCUUUUUUAUAAGACGGUAAUCGCUUUCAUUCGCACUUUUACAGAAUGUCCGAGAGAAAAAAACGAAUGAAGUUAUGCAUUGAAUUUCGAAAAUCUAUUUUAUCGCACGGAAUCGAUGGGGUAUUUGAUUAAAAUUAUUCUCUAAACUCUAUUUAUGAAUCUCGCUAAUUCGUCUUUAAUGGCAAUGUUGACGUCUUUAAUCCUGAACUUGACAAGUUGAGGUUCCAAAUUUUGUGUUUGUUACCCCCCAAAUAAAUCCUGUAAUAUUUCCGUCUUUUUCAUUAGCUGCAAACACAGUGAACUUUGUUGAAAUGGAGGUACUUAAGUGUACUUAAUUGUAUAGCAAUUAUGUGAAGUUAUUACAUGCUAGAACCUGUUAAAAGUUGGACUCAGUGUACUCCAGACUCGAAUAUUCGUGCAACUGGUAAACUGUAUAUUCUGCCAUUCACCAUGUUUUUUUUUUCAAUCUUUUAACUGUAACUUGUCCAUUAGUAUGGAGUGUGGUGUGGAGUGAAAGAAAGUAAUCGUCCAAAUUAACACAUGAUAUUAAAACCAGUUUUAAAGUAGUGAAUUCGUACUAAAAGUACCUGUUGUUUCAUGUUCUGCCCUAUUACUGUAAACACCUUAUAAGCUUCUGUUCAAAAAUUACUAGUUCUUUCAGAAGGCAAAGUUAGACAGAAAGAGGUUGUUGAUUUUCGUCAAUGUCGAUUAUAUGAAAAACUCUAACUUAAAUCCAAGUGGGAAAUUUUAAUUCAGUUAAUAAAUGAUACAUCAAAGCGAUCGUGAUUGAUUGCGGGUUUCAAUUCGUCUUUCACCUGGGUAUAUUUUAUGAUACCACAAUACUUACUUAGUAUUUUAUUACACAAUAGAUUAUUCUUUUUCAAUUCACCAUUAUGUCGAAUUUCUUCGAACAGUUUGUUCACUAAGUAGACUUCACUUCAACUGACAGUCCAACAUUUUGCGGUCCUGUGUCCUUGCACAAAGGACCCGUUCAAUGUUGCCUGUGCAUUGGCUUCCACCGUAUGACAGUACGGGGUUGUUCACGGCAACCUUCAUAUCUCUUAUGCAUCCCCAACCAUAUUCAUUCUUCUUCUGCAUCAAUGGCAGUUUCCCACAUUUUACCUAUAGCUCAUUAAUUUCGGUACGAUUUUCUCUGGUUCUUUGCCAUCUUGAACAUGUGGGAGUGACAUUCAUGGAGUUCACCUCCCUUCUGUAUUGACCCUGUGACAGAGUUCUUGUCUCCGCCCUUGCAUAGAGUAAUAUUAUUUCCACUGCCAAUUAGGAGAGUUUUCAUACAGUUUCUUUGACGUGUUCAAUUUUUACAUCGUUGCCAUUCUAUGUAGUGGUUACCAGACUUAAUCAAAGCAAGAGUCUUUCUGGAGAGUGCUCCUUUGUUUACGUGACCAAAAACUGAACUGGCAACUACAUUUCAGGAUGCUUUAACUGUCCUUUUUUUUUUUUUUUUGGGGGCGGGGGGGAAGUGACAUUGAUGGAGUUUCAUCUCCCUUUUGCAUUGACGCUACAGGGUUUGUUCCCCUCCCCUCCUGCCUACAGUAGUAUUUGUUGAUUAGGAGAGUUUUCAUUACAGUUUCUUUAACAACAUUUUUACGUCUUCUCCACUCUACGUAGUGGUCUACUUAAUCAUGCAGUGUACGCUCUUUGGAGCAAGAAUCUUUCUGAGGAGAGCUCCUUUGUUUACGUGACCACUACUGACCGUGUAGGGAGUUUGUAAAUUUGAUAGUUAACUCAACUAGAACCGUCAUUUCAAGAUGCGUGAGCAGCUUUUUUUUUCUUUUGGGAGUGACAUCCAUGGAGUUUCACCUCCAUUUUGCAUUGACCCUGCAGAGCUCUUGUUUCCGCCCAUGCAUACAGUUGUAUUAGUUCCAUUGUCGAGUAGGAGAGUUUUCAUCAAGUUUCGCUGACAUCUUUAAUUUCAGUACAUUACCUUCAUUGUAUGCAUUGUUCACUAGGGUUGCAUGGGCAAUGUACACUCCUUGGAGCAAGAGUCCUUCUGAGAUGGGGCUCCACUAUUUACGUGACCGUAACUGACAAUGCAGGAUGUUGACAAUUUUGAUAGUAGCGCAAAUAGGCCGCUUAAUUCAAGGUGCUAAAAGCUGUUUUUUUUUUUCAGAACGAGAUUUUAAGGCACGCCUAGCUACUCGGCGUUCGCUGUUUUUAGCUUCAACUUACGUCUGAAAGAUAUGAUGAUAUGACAGACAAGAUAGCGAGUGUGCCUUUUUCAAAUGCGUUGUAUGUACAAAAAAGUUGCCAAGACUUUCUUUAACGAUGGACUGAAGAUAAUGUUCUUUAUUUAGAGGAGCAAAAAGGCUACGUAUUGACACGAAAACGAUGCAUAGUUAGCCGUGUGUAAGGUACAGCACUGUAGAACAACAAAACGUAGUUUUAAUUGUUUUCUUUAGGAUAUCUCUUGUGGAAUCACAACUGAUGUUACUGGCAGACCCAGGGGCGCCAUUUUCAGAUAACUAAAACACGUACUCUACAUGUACACUAAAUUUACCCUGAAAUCAAACAGUUUAUCAGCUGUUUCUUCAUGCUUUCUUUGUCAUAUGAAAUCAGUGCCAUAUCCAUAAUGCCAAUUUGAUCAGAUCGUGAAUAAUGAAACUGACGCUUGUUGUUUUCUGCCCGCAGAGAAGGUCAUAGAUAAACGUUAAGGAGAAAUUUUUGCUUAAGGAAGAAAUUUAAUUGCAUGUAUGCAGUAUCAUUGCGGAUCAUGGUGCAAAACUUCGCAAGAUUUCAUUCGCAGCUUUAUAAAAUGUAGCUUCUCUUUUCUGGUCAAAAGCUUAAUUAGGAGAGAUAUUUAAGUUCAAGUUUCUUAGACGUAAGCCCUUGUAAAAUUGUUUAAUGUACCUUUUUCCUGAUAAUAAUCUGUUUAGCCACUCAGUUUAUCUCAAGUCGGAUUAAGUUCAAAUCUCGAUUUCCGGAUAGUUCGCAUUUUCUACUCUUGAUCUGCGUUCGUUUCAGUCACGCAAUUUAGAUAAACAGCCAGAGACACUGCACUGUUGUCCGGCACUUGUACUUAACGUCUGUCUAAAACAGGUGUCCGCUUGACAGAGAAUCAAGGAACUUAAGAACUGCAGGGACCAGCAGACCAGUUCUUGCAGGGUAUCCUUUUUGGGGAGUUGUCCGUGGAGAGAGGACUUGAUUGUAGUCGUUGGUAAGAAAAGGGUUCUGAGAAUCUCCUGGAAUCCCUUAAGGCGUAGACGAUGGGAUCCUCAAAAAUGCUGCCCAAAACCCGGGAGUGAAGGGUCUUCGAAAGCCAAAAGAAAAAUUAUCUACAUCAUCGUCACUCUUCAAACAAAAUGAUUUCCAUUUUAUUGAAAAUAAUGAGGGCAGAUUUUUAAUCAUCCCCCCCCCCAAACCAGAAAAAAGGACAAGAAACAGGAAAAAAAGCAUAUGAAAUGAAAUAAAAAAAGUGAUGAUAUUGAUAAUGACCAUCAAUCAUGAUCGCCAACAGAAUUCACGCUAUUUUAAACUGUUUAUAAGACAUUUGAAUUCUGUGUAUAAAGAUUUGAUUUUUGUAGUCUGUUUUGACAGCAUGGUCAAGUUCACAUUUUUAACGUUUAAAGCAAGGCAAGUGGAUUUUAGCGUGCAAACAAACGUGGCGUUCUAUUUAGGGUUAUUAAUAUUCUUAGAAAGAAAACUAUCACACACAACAUGACCUUAGUGUUUUUGGAGGUCAACAAUGAACAAAGAUUUUUUGAAUUUCCUCGUUAUGGUUAGUUUUAAGAUGUCUACUAUUAGAAAGACCAUUUGGCAAUAUUUAACGUGGUAGACAAGAUACCGAGAAGUCAGCGUUUAGUUUGAGUUGCAAAUCACAGUGAAAUUAUUUUUGUUAACAGUAUCAACAAGAUUGCGUGCCAAAUUUUCAAUAAUGUUGUCUUUCAUCUACAGCCUUUCAACUGGGCGACUACAUAUAGCGAUCACUUAAUUUCGCUAGAGUGCUUGAUGAAAUGUAUAGGUCUUUAUUAAAAUAAAUUGGCUGACUUUUUGCUCGCCAAUUGACCUGGUAAGGGCGUAGAGAUAUUACACUUCGUCAUACUUGUUUUCUUAUGCCUUGAUCACAGUGCAGUGCUCGUGUCAUCCCAUUGAAGGGAUUCCGGAAUCCGAAAAAUUUUUGCUUGUGGAAUCCAGAAUCCUGGGCUUUGGAAUCCGGAAUACAGGCUACACUAAGUGUCCGUCUUAGAAAGAUGUAAAGAAAGGCAAGGACCAACUCUAGGUGUCCGUUUUACAGAGGUGUCCGUCAAAAGAGAGUCCACUGUACAGCUGUAGGAAUCCGGAAUCCAGGUUUCACCGUCAAAGAUCUGGAAUCCAGCACCUUAAAGCCGGAAUCCACGGCGUGGAAUCCAAAAUCCAAGACUGUUUUGGAUUUCCUUACAUGGGGGCCUCGUGACCUCUAGAGCGUGUAGGCCUUAAUUCAGUUUCUCAUUCUAGAAAAACUGGGUCACAACACGUACAUAAUUACCUUCAUUUUUCCAAGUUAGCGUAAACAGCUCCUUUGGAAUCGUUAAGUAUAUGGAGACCUCCGAAACCAAAAGAAAAUAUAAAAUAUUACCGGUAAUCGAUACCGUCCAUAUUCUAAUUGACGAUGCGAUAUUGUCACGAAAUGAUAUCGAUACUGUUCCAGAGAACUUGGGACAGUGCAAUGGCCAUAAUGUAGUCCAUGUAGUGUGACUGUCAGAGAUAAAAAAAUGCUGCCUAUUCUAACUACUCCGUGUGCUAUUGUGAUUUCAAGUUCGUACUUACAGUGGAAUUUAGCGGCCAAUUCAGGGGACAAUACGGUGCUCCACUGACAGUUUUGUCCCCAGGACUCGGAUAUACAACUGGCGGCUAGGAAGAAUAGAAGAUUGACUGUAUGAUGUACUAUAUGUACUAUAGUCUGAAUAUCCUGACAUAAAUGGACAGUCUUGUUAUACCACAAUUGCCGAAUACUAUCCCGUAUGAGAUGCUUUUAAUCAGCCUGUGUACAGAUGUUCCCUCCCCUAAAAAAAUCGGAGAGGGGGGGCGGUGUCUGUACACAUGCUACUUUUAAUAAAAGGCUUAGUUACCUUGGAGAGAGUGUACUGUAACUGUCAAAACUGUCGCAUGAUUUCUUGACUUCUGUUUCAAAAUGCAGGUUUCUCUGACUAACCUGUGCAGAAAACAAACUUUCGGUCUAGUCUUUGGGUUAAAAGUGCUCUACAAACUUGACUUUUCACUUCCGUUAGUUUCUGUUCUUUUUUCGUUUAUUGUUUUUGUUUCCUUUUGCUGGCCUUUAGGUUUUAAUUCCUAUGAGGAAAUUAUCCGGGAAAACUCUUAGGAUCUGCAAAAUAUUGAAGAGGAUGUACAAGUGCGUAGAUUUUUCUUGCACGCCGCUUAAACCCCAAACCGAUGACGUUUCAAUAUUGUCUCGCUCCAUAAGCUCGUUAAUGGAUUAAUCGAAAGUCUUAUGUCAUUCACAUUUUUCAAAUUUAUUGAAAAAUUAAAAUGUCUUUAGUAAGACUGAAUUUGGGUCGGCGAUUAAGAGAAUCUACGUGCUCCAUAUAGCAACCGUACCUUGCUCUAUGCAAGUUGCUAAGCAAUGUAUAUUUUGUUGUUGUUUGUUGCGCAUUAGUUCCCUCUUUUAUUUCUUUAGUCCAAAAAUAUUUGCCUCCACGUGGACGGAUUAUAUCUCCCACGUUCCUUUAGUUGUCGACUUUUGUUAAACGUACGUUGAUGCGAAUAGCCAUAAAUGUGAGAAGGACAUUUUUAAGACUUCGUUUGAUGAGGCUUAAAGAGAGUUUUCUCGCCUUUCUUAUAUUCCUUCAAGUGGUUCAAGCAAACACAAUUAGUUCUUGUACUUGAAAGUUAUCUUGUUUUCAGGUGACAUGUCUGUCGGAUCUAAAAAUAGUCGUUGCUAUCUUGCCCUUUGUAUUAGAAAAUGAACAGUCUGACAUGACCUAUUGAGUUUAUACUGGGCGUGUGUAUUUUGAAAGCAAAUGCAAAUCUAGCCAAUAUACGGAAGGCUUGAGAGUUCAAAAGAGAUCGGCCCGUCGAUUGUUGUUCCUGAAUUCUUUAAGAUAAUAUUUAUGUUGGCGUAGCGUAAAUGUUACGAGGAAAGAUGAACAAACACCUUUACUAUUUCUAAGGUGUAAGGAACAUGUUGGAAACUUGUUUUGGAUGCGAGGAAGGCCUAAAAUUGGGCAGCUCUUCUGGCCAAGAAAAAACGAUCGGCAAAAUCUCUACCGCACAGCUUCAUAAUAGGUAAAAUCUUAAUUGUUUUACUUAGAGACACGACAAUCUCUGCAGAUUAACGCGAGUGGCAGUGUUUUGAAAGUGUGGCGUUAAAACUCGUGAGUAGCACUGACCUUUCAAACAGCUCACUCAAAGUAAGUGUGAAAGAGAGAUUAUAAGGGACUUUGUAUUGUUCAAACUACAAGUGUUUCGUGAAAGAAAUUUAGACUUAAAUCUAAAGUCCGGAGAAGUUUGUUGGGUAUUCGCUUUCGUUAUUUUGCGAGUCAAUGCAUGUAAUAACUAUUUAACGUAUUUAACUUUAAUUAUAAUCCUUAGUAAUGAUCUCCAUCAGUUUCUCUUAUGACAUCAACGCUUUUAAUUAAAAAUUUCCGGUAAACGCUUUUAAUUAAAAUUAAUCAGAAUUCAGGCAACCAUCACCCACAAAGAGUUCUUUUACAGUGUCAACUUCUCCGAACUGACGCUAAAAGAAAUGAAUGACUCAAGACAGGAGAAUUCGCAUUUUGAUACUGAUAGUUGUCGUCCCGGAAGGCCUAAGUCGUCUUAAAAUUCCCAGUUGAUUAGAAUAACAGCUAGACUUUUCAUAAGUAAAAACACCUGGCUUAAACUUUGUUAGCAUCGAUCGAAGAGACAUUGGGUAGCGUCUUCUGUUGACGUCUGGAUGAAAUUGUCUCGUUUGCGCACGAAAGGUCAACCUGCAAAUGGAGUGAGGCGUUUUCUGUUGAAAAGUAUUUCGAAGACUCUUGAAAUAUUUCAAUAAAGAGUAAAGUUUUCAAAAAGGUCGCGGUUGGGUUGGCUUGGCUGUUAAAUGAGAGCCAAGAGAGUCUGCGGAGUGGGAUAUGUUGCGGGGAGAAAUCAAGAUGGAAGGUAUAUUAGAAACUGCCCUGCAACAGGAGGUUUGAAUAGCGGUUCCGUUCAUUGUGAGUGGCCUUAGCAUUCAGUAUCCUCAAGGUCGAUAGAUACUUCGAGAUUCAUUGAUAUUUCAAUACGUUUAAGUUAGUUUUAACGUAAUGUGACAGGACUAUUUUUUCAGUUUCCCGCGCAAAAAGAAGAAAUUGAAAGAGACAGCGAUCCAGAAAAACUCGCUUCGAGUGUUAUGAAUAUCCUAACUUCUUGUGGAAAGUCAUUCACUUAACCGAAAUCACGUUCUGUUUACCUUACAAACACAAUGCAGUUGUUACCGAAGGUCAAUGUAAAACGUAUCUUGAUGAUCAAAAAGGUUCAGAAAAAUCACUUUCAACGCACAAUUCUUUAGUUUAACAGUAGAGGAGAACAACUAAAUAUUAGUGGACAAAGAAAACUGGAAGUUUUUCUCAAGUUCAUUGAGCAACUAAGAAGAAGCCAUUAGCUACUGAUUGAUCACUAGUUGUUAAUUGAAAUAAGUUUACAUUCAUUGCAUGUGGUUACAAUUACCUUGCUUGUUUUUAUUGUUUCUUGUGUAAACUUUGCGAUUGUCCCUUCAAAGGCCAAACGCAUUUAAUUACUGUAAGUUUCAAAAAAGGUAAAUAGAGCAGGGCUAAAAAAUAGAGUCCCUAAAUGUCAUUUCUGAGUCGUUUGGCAAGCGUCCAACUUGUUUGCUUCUUGUUUUAGCAUGAAGUGCAUGGUAAUUUUCGCCCCAUAUAAGGGAAUCCAAGACAAUCUUGGAUUCUGGAUUCCAUACCGUGGAUUCCGGAUUGCAGGUACUGGAAUCCGGAUUCUCUGUCCUUGAGCUGUAUUCCGCAGUCCAGAGUCCAGGAUUCUGGAUUCCUCAAGAAAAUAAUGUCCCGGAUUCCGCAGUCCUCAUCAAGCAAGUGUUUCUCGUUUCCGGAAUCCGUAUUCCCUUACAUCGGGCGAUAACUUUCUCUGAAAUUUCAAAAGUGACCAGAGCUACGUUCACACACUGUGAAAGAGCGGCACUGGUGUGCCGACACAAAAUCGUGUUGUGUGUAUGCACAUGCACACCUUGGGUAUCCGAUAUGCUCAAUUUUUUUCGGUCACCAUUUUGAAACGUAAAGGUAGCAGGGUAACAAUAAACGUGUGCACACAGCUAGGACCUGGGGCCAAUAUGGGUCAAUUGUACCCUUACAUUCGCAUCUUGUGCGAAUGAACUUGAAAAAACGAAUGCGUGUUUACAUUAUUACCCAGCGAGUACCGUUCUCGAGUUAACGUGCCUUAGUGCAAGUGUGAACAUUGCUUAAAUGUAUUUUUACGAUUUCAAAAGUGUGAAGACAACUGUUGGGACCGGCUUUAAGUGCCCUUGCACUCCUUACAGAAAAUCUAGGGGAAUGACAAACAAACGACAGGGACCAACUGUAGUGUCCGCCUUAGAAAGAAGUACCCGUUAAGCCUGGUUCACGUAACUAUGUUGUAUGCCGAACCAGGCUUACAUAGAGUCUAAAAAAACGUCUGAAAAAUGGCAUUGACCAAAUCAAGGUGUCGCUUUGGAGAGGAACCGAAACUAGGUUGGAGGGACCAACUCUACGUGUCCAUGAUGAGGGGUUUGCGCCUUACAGAGUCAUGGGAAAUGACUAACGAACUGCGGGUGAGGUCUGUUUAAGAGAAGUGCCUGGUUAACUUUGUUGAGUGUUCUAUGAGGUAUGAAUUAUAUUUUUGGCCGGUUGUGUACCCCAUUCGAGAGUUUCAUAUUGGCAAUUCCUAACCUAAAAAUUCUUUGCCAGUAUUGUACCAUACUGAUCAUUCUCUAGAUAAUGACAGCAAAGGCUAUGCUUAACUUCACUAUCUGAUUUUCGCGCCCUAACUCGGAAUAAAAAAGCACUCUCCCACUUGGGCUUUAUCUGAGCCUGACUCGCCCUUUUUGGGUCGAAUAACAAGUUCAAAACUUUGCGAGACGUCGUGACCGGCCCACUUAUGUGCAGAAAUGCACGCAAUGGCGGAAAUAGGGAAAAUUUGCCAAAGUCUGGCGAAUAUGUUAUGGCAAAGCAAAGGGUUCCCAUUGAGAGUGGCGAUUUUGACGAAAAUGCUGAAUAUGGCGACGAAGACCGGCCUCUCCUUUCUGUCAACGUGUGCGAUUCUUUUUGCUUUUGAGUUAGUGCCAUGCCGUGGCUAUAGCAAUAGCAGGAAGUCUUCUUCUGGUCGACUCUGUUUCUUUCAUUUCUUUCAUUCUACUUAGCAAACAAAUUACUAUGACUGAGUCUCUUUAGGGAGUUGGAAGUAGAAUUAAUAAAAUUAGCUUCUAUUCCAAGAAUUCGGAAGCAAUAUAAAAAACACAUUGAAAACUAAUAUUUUAAACGUACUACAAGAUAAGUACGAGUGGAAUAACAUUCUGAGGAUUCCGAUUAAAGUAAAAACAAACUAAUACUGAAGGAAAAAACAAUGGAUAAACCGUUAAACUAGUUCUGAAGAUUUUUAUCAGAACGAUGCCAGAAAGAGACUGUAAAUUCAAGCCAAUAUACUACAGGGCACUUGUCCAGCUAUCUUUAGUCUUGACUGCUUGUUAUUACAUUUUUUACUAAAGCGUUAGAUCUUGUAUUUUGGUGCCGAGUUUUUCAAUCCUGUUUUACUUUCAACUGUUUUUAUGUGACAUGGUAAUUAAGGGUGUGAUCUUUGUCAUGUCGUCAGUAGUCUCACAAACGCGCAGAUAUCGCGAUAUUGUCUCCCCGAUCCAACUGAGCUUGAAGGACUUGUAAAGAUGAAGAAGUCUUCAGAGUCGUGUGGAUCAACUUAGCUAAUGAUAAAUCACUUUUGGUUUUCGAAAAGUUACGUUUUAAGUUUGGAGAAGAGUAGACUGUUUCUUUUAGCCGUGCCCAUUUUUUCACUUUCAAGUGGAUGGCACUUGGCCCUCCAAGCCCUAAUAUCCACAUGCAAAUUCUCCAAACUGAUCUCCAUACAUUUCCUCUCAGAAUGUUUGAGAAAAUUUGUUCAAAGAUCAUUAAGCAUUUUCUCUUAGGUGAUCAUUUUAUUCAUUCCCACAUACUCUUUUUCUAAUUAUUUAUUGAUAUUGUUAGGAGAGAAUUGAUGUUGGUCACUUUUGGGACUUAUAGGAUGAAGAAACACCUGUUGAGUCUCCCUUGGGAAAUUCUUAUUGUAUUUUUGUCAUAGUCCUUGAGAAACGUGUUCUUUACAGUACUGGUGGCAGAAUUGAACUACUGAACCUAACAAUUACAUUUGUCACCCUCUUCAUUCAGCAGUGAUGCAUUCAAAGUAAACAAUCUGCUUUUUUAUUAUUCAGUUUUAGGUCCGUGGCUUGUGGAUCCAUUCAUAAGCGAAGUGGUUAUUUUUAUUAAUUUUCUUGUUGGGGGGAGGGGGGGAGUUUGAAUCCUGUGUAUGUGACGAGUGAAAUGAAUUGGCGUACCAGCCAUCAAUAACUCCUCCUGCCUGUGGUAGACUGUGGUUUUCCCACGGCUCAUUUUCCCGCCAUUGGCAUACAGAUAUAAUGAGUUUAUACACAAAUUAUCUACCCGUUCUAAAUUGCCAAUUAAGAUUAGCCUGAGAGUAAAAGCACAGAAACGUGGGUGACCAACUUUCCGCUCAAAAGAGGCUCUUAAUAUUGUGCGUGGGAACGCGCGAAAAGUUGUCAAGAACCCCUUUCCCGCCGGUCAACCUAUAUUCGGUCAAGUAGCGUUUUACCACACAUUUUAAGCCAGCUUAUGUUCUUUUGCAGGGAACUUAGAGAAAAGGAGGUUGUAGAUGAACAGAGCUGGAAAUUAGAGAUUGUACGGUAAGUCCCGAGUUAUUAUUUGGUUUGUGAUAAUUUAACAUAAUGUCUGAAGUUGUUGGGUUAGUAAAGGGGCGUUUAAUGUCUUUACUACACAAAGCUGAGAUCUGCAGAUAACGCUGUUUCGCGAGUAGUCAUUAAUUAUUCUUCCUCUUUCUUUUUUUCUUUUGUCCACGGAGAAGUUUCAUUUCAAAAAACGUGAUUGUGGCCGUUUGCAGUGCUGACUUGUCUUCACCACGACUAAAUUCUCACAUUGACUUAAACAAAUAAUGAAACGAAAUCCAAAUAAUUUCGGGUGGCAAUAACAAUAGCAGACAAAGAGACCACGUGGAAAGACUACUGAAGAGGUUUUAUUUGAAUAGUUAUCCCCAACGAUCUCGUUCAUGGACUCAAAAGUAAGAAAUAAAUUUCAAGUCUCCGUAAUUCCCCUUGACUGAGUUCUUGAGUUCAUUUCAGCAUACUUUCAAGUGGAAAGAGGCUUUGCUUCUUUUUCAUUAAAAAACGAUCCUAGCUUGUACGUUUUAGACCGCCACAGAAUUAUUCCCGAGCCAUGUUCGCUUUUCGUUGGGCUAUUCUGAGACAAUUAUUUUAACUCAUUUACACCAGAAUUGAAUAUUAAAUUUGCACUUUUGUUGUUUCUAAGCCUUCUAUAUUCUGUAGUAUUAGUAGCAGUUAGGAAGAAAAGCUUUAAAUCUUAGUAACAUCCAUAUCUUCAAAAGUCAAGUGUUACUUAUACACUUUGUUUGCCCUUACUUUCCAUCGUAAGCCUUCUGAUUGUAAAUCGUGCCAACGGUUAAGCGGGAAUUUUCCCGCCAUCUAACUGUAAUAGACAGACAAGCUGGUGGCCAAAUUGUAUCACACCUGUUAUAAAACAACUCAAACGGGUGUUAUGAUAAUAGCCUUUGCGCACGCAUGUUGAGCUAUAUUCACCACUUAACUCCGUUUCUGAACAAAAAUCGUCGCACAUAAUGUACUUUUUUUUCGUGGGCAUUCUUUAAAACAUCACUGGAAUUUCGCUGUUGUUAAACUUGAUAAGUUACCAGUUUCGGCUGGAGGGUGAAAUCGUAAGUAUGACGAAAACAUGUAGAGAUGGAGCUAUCUAUAUGACGGAUAUUAUUUUAUUGAUAUCUAGGUUUUGAAAAGUGAAAGACAUUUAUAUAAUUUCUCACGGAGCGGAGCUAAUUAUAAACUCUGUUCUUAACCAAGUAUGGUAACUGAAUAAUGUGUCGAAAAGUACGAAUGUUAAAAACUUUUCAAAAGUUCGUUGUUGUUUUUUUCUUAUCUAUUUUAAUCUAUUACUAAUUUCAUUUUUUUUUUCCUUUAUUAUUUGGUUUUUCAUUUAUAGGUUUAUUUUAUCAUUAUUAUUUUUUGACGGAAUAGCAUAAUCCUAGAAAGCGAAAGCUAUUGCGAAGUCGUGGUCUCUUCCCAUUGUAACCAUAAAAAAUUCAAUCUCUGAUUAACAUUUCGUUGACGCAACGUAAAAUACUGAUCAAGUAAAGAAACAAAAUUCAAGAAGGCAUUUCCUAUCGAAGUAAUAACUCUGACUACUAUUUUCCCAUAGCAGGCGUAUUCAUUUGACCUAGUGAUUCGUUUCCUAAUGUAAAACAAAACAGUCUGUGCUAUACGGGUGCUCACCGGCAAACUUGGAAUUUAAAAUUCGGAGCGUCACCUCGGUUGACGUCAACUCGGCCAGUUGAGGCCAGUCAACCUUGACCGAAUGUUCUUUCUCGCGAGCGACCGCUCUAUAUGACGACGAAACAUUUUUCCGCUUUUAAUGGUCGUUAACGAGCUUCGGUAAUUCACACCAUCUAAUACUGUACCAAGAACCAAUCCUUGUUAUUCCACAAUGAUCUAUCGUGGCAAAGAAACUGCCAUUUUUAUAACACGCGAGAAACAAUUUUGACAGUUUACUGACAUAAGCAAAUUUAACAUUGGCUGGUUCAUUUCUUUCUAUUAUCGUGUGACGCAGUAGACAAUUUUUCUUGGUCUUAACCUUAGACCAAAAAGAGUGAGGUAUGUGUUAAGUUUUGUUUUCAUGAAUGUUAUGCAACGGAAGUAGAGUGGAAAAGAUAUUUUUGUCGUGUCUAAAUUUUCUGAUAAACUCGCUUUGUUUUGGGUCGUUGGUUGUACAUUUGAAUGUAUACAAUCACCCAGAAGUUCCUGUUUUUCAAAUGAAUAUCAUAAGUAUUGAUCUUCUGCCGUAUAAUAUUACACACUUUUAUGUUUCCAAUAUACUACUUUGAGCGAACAUGUUGGGGAGGCUGGCAACCAAUCGUCAUUUGUAACUGUUAUGCUAUAAAUUAUGAUAAUUGUGUCGUUUUAAUGACAGAGCAGAAAAUGGGCUCUGUUAGUUCAUGUUUUAACUUGCUUAUAUAUGUCAGCAGGCAGAUUUUAUUGAAGGUAAAAUUGGUACUUUGUAAGUAAUUUUGUUUCAAUUUCACCCCGCUACCAGUCCUCGUUGCAGAACCAUUUCGGUCCGUGCUCGUCUUAGUUCGGUAAGAAUUUUGUUCCUAACAAUAGAACGUUUUUCUGUAUUAAGAAUUUUCUCAUUUUGUUCGUUUCCUACAGGACAUAAACCUUUCCCGGGAGUAAAGAGACAAAUGUGCGAGGAAGCGCGCUCUCAGUGUAACAAAAUGGACGAAGUAACAGUUACGGAGGCGGACGUCGAUGUCGGUAACUCGGAUUUACCGCGUGAAAAUGCUGUCGUUAGAGAUGGUGAUAAUAACGGUGCAGAACAAACAAAAACAAUACAGGACAGUUGUAAAACUGGAGAGCUUGUCACAGCGGUUACAGACUGUGCUGGUAUUGACGAUGGGGAGGCGGAGGCCGAUGAAGGCACUUCGUUAGAUCGAGAAGCGUUAAACACAAAUGAUGCGGUGGCUGGUAACCACGAGAGACCCGGUGGCGACGAGUGCGCGGUGGAAAUUCAAUCGAGGGUAGAAAGUGGAGAAAGUGUUGUACAUGAAAGUACCGAUACGCUUUGUGGGUCAGCAGACCUCGAAGACCUCACAGCGACCACUGACACUCUUGUAAACAAGGCAAACGAAACAACCGAGAGCGUUUGCAUAGAGGUGGAGGAUAUUACAGAAGACAAUGAUGAUAUAAGCAAAAACUCUGACACAAUAUCAACCCGAACGACAAUUAUAUACGUUUCAGAAGGUGAUAAUUCAGACUUAGAAACCGAUGUGUGCCGCAUAUGUCAUAGUGGCGACGAGGCAGAGAGUUUAAUAAGUCCUUGCUUGUGCACGGGCUCUGUAAAGUUUGUUCAUCAUACCUGCCUUAUGAGCUGGCUGCAGAGAGCUGUGAUGAGCAAAUGUGAACUUUGUCUUUAUCCCUUAGCGGUGAAACGAAAAAGGAAGCCUUUAUCGAAGGUAAGUACUUCACGUGUGCUGUAAAAUAUUGGACCUCACUCUUUCUGUGAUGCAAGCGACGUAACGUAUUACCCACAGGUUAACUUCAGGCAACGUAGAGAUGAAGUUCACUAAAUUGAUAGCUUAAAAACAUAAGAAAUAUGUGUUCGGGUAUUAUUAUCUUUUUUCGUUAUUUUAUUUAGUUAGUUAGUUGUUGUUUUUCUUGUGCUUUUUCUUUCCUAAACUUGAAAGUUUUUUUCUCGCGAAAAAGAAUUACGUAGAAGUGUACAACUAUUUAUCGAUAUUUAUUUUAAACUGUAAUUUUAGAGCGCUUGCGAUCUGCAAUUGUAGCCUGAUAAACAGCGGAUUAACUCUAAAUCCCAAUGUAUUCACAGCUAAUAAACCCUAAUCCACUCGGGAUUUUUCAUGAAGUGGAUUAAGAUGGCGAUCUGGGAGAACUGGGCGUGUACUUUGUACUUAAAUUUGUUAGUUGAGCCUUCUCUAAAGGAUUAAUUUUUGUUUUGAAAAAAAUUGUCUUCGGAGCUAACACCAACAUUAGGCAAGUUCUUUAAACAUGGUAAACAAAGGCUCAACGCAACAGGUGUGCUUUUGUUUAAGGUCAUAAUAAAUUUUAUGUUUUGUUUAAAGUCUACUGGAAACAAAGGGCUGUGGAAAGUUUAGGAUUUUGCAUUAAGUUGGUGUCAGGUUGUUUAUUACGUAAAUUGAUUUUAGCUAAGCUGACUUCUUAUAAGCAGCUUGACUAUCAAAGAGCCUUUACUUAACUAUUUUGCUAAAAUAAUUUGCACGGGCCUUCAGGCACUAAUAUUAGGCACAAUUGCGCCACGAGGUCUUCGUACUUUAAAGACGGAAAUGAACUCGACAAGGAAAAAGCUCAUAUUUUCCAAUUUUCAGUGAAAUGUUCACUUCAGGAAAGGCGCUGGAGGUCACUCAAAGGGUGCCGCUGGUUCCUUCUUUCAAGCCUUUGAAGGGCCUUCAUUAUGUCGGAUUUUCAGAACGGUAACCGCAUUAUGCGUGACUGACCGAUUAACCUCUGGUUCUCAAGUACACGUUUUUGUGGGUUUUUCGUGUUUUACUUUCAGCUAAAGCCGCUUUUUUUUGCUCCCACGAGAAUACAUUACAGCUUAUGUAAUUCUCUCAAAUCAUGCAGUAAUACUAUCUUUAGGAACGAAGUUGAGCGUGGCAGUUUCGCCGGGCUAUGUCAAAUACGUUUAUCUAAGACAGGAAAAAUUUUUUCUGGUAGUCAUGUUCUGAAUGUCUUAGAAUCAGUUCGUGUCUUAAAAGCAGUUGAGAAUGACAAAGUUAUGACAGGCGAUGCUAGUCCUAAACCCUUGGUAAUUAUCAAUUAACCAUUAAGCACACUCCAAUUCCCACUGUGUGGACACCAAAGAGAGAGAACAAACUAUCCGUGUUUUAGGUCCCUUGAGGAAAUGUAUGACGCUUCAGGCACGGGAACAGGCCACAAUAAAGAGGCCUGCACGCAUGGAGUUUCAACCUCCGCAGCACUGACUUUGCAAUACACGUUUCGGAGUGAAUCAUUCUUUUUUUAGUAAAGUGUUUAUUUAGGCCUCUGGUACAGACUUGUCCACACGUCACCUUUUAGGGGGGGGGGGCGACGACAUCGUGAUAAACCCAACCAAAACGGAUUUUGAGAAAGUCUACGCGUUCUGUAACCGUCUUUCGCUUUUGUUUCUUUUUCAGUGGCGUCUCCCAGAGGACAAACCUAUUCCUAUUGUAUGGCUUUUAACCUACGUUGUUGCGAUGACAGUGAACAUAGCUUCGUUAACCAAAGACGGGAGCCAGCGAUGCGUAUCAGACCCCUGCAUCAUAUUCUACGUGCUUGGGUCAGCGGGUGCGCUGCUGGGGCUAGCAUUUUUCUAUCGCUGGCUAAAAAAGACUGUACGCUACUUUGCGAGAUGGAUUGCGCUGAACCAGGAGUGGACUUUGGUGGGGCCCAUUGACUUAAGAAACCAGCUGGGAGAGGCAAACCUUGCCUACUCUUCAAAGUCGCUCUCAGAGACGGAAACGAGACAAGAACAAAUUGCUUGACUUUUAAAAAUUGUUUAAGAUGCGUCUUGGGAAAAAUUCAAGUAUGUCUCGCGUCGUUCUGCGUUUGGUUAUGCUUUGGUUCGUUUCCCAGAGACGAUAACCUCCGCAGCUAAAAGCAUAUUCAGCUGCUCUGGAGCAGUCACCUGUUAUAUCACGUGAUGUUUUUGUUUCCAAGCAACGCCAGUGCACUCCUAAAUUUCCUAUUGAUGAUCAUACUGGACUAACACGUAUACGUGGUUCAAAUUAAAAGGAUUUCCUUCGACUGUUAUGAAGACUUAAGAGCGUUUAUCUGUACAGUUCAUACAAGAUACGUUAAAUCGAAGAAAUUUAAAGGAACAGUUAAAUUAUUGAGGAAAAAUAUAUACAUACCAAUAUAAGAAGAUAUUAUACAAUUUGAUGACAUUUUUUAAAGUUAAAUAUUGUUUGAAUUAGUUUUAUUGAGAGG